Messenger RNA from Syngnathus acus (greater pipefish), 1032 nucleotides. It is a transcript of the gene mettl21e, whose product is annotated as methyltransferase like 21e. Gene Ontology annotation, cellular component: cytoplasm; cytosol. Lineage: Eukaryota; Metazoa; Chordata; Actinopteri; Syngnathiformes; Syngnathidae. The transcript is spliced from 5 exons. Gene Ontology annotation, molecular function: protein-lysine N-methyltransferase activity. Bases 86 to 829 code for a protein of 247 amino acids. The record is from RefSeq and is a predicted model, not a curated record. Gene Ontology annotation, biological process: peptidyl-lysine methylation.
UUUGUUGCCAGAUCGAUCUAAUCCUAAAGGACUUUAGCGUGACCAGAAACCAAAUACGGCACUGAUCUUAUUUUCUCGUUUGACCAUGGAGUCUCGGGAGUGUGACGAGAGGUCCGAGUCUGAAGCAGACCCGGCCGUUGGUGAAGAACUCGCCAAGGCCAUUUUAGCCCGCCAGUUCCACCCUUCUGUCAUCGGUCCAGAGAUGUGGGAGGGUUACAUCUUCUCUGACCAGCAGAUCCGUAUUAAAGAAUCCACAGACCUCUACGGAGCUGUACUCUGGCCCUCGGCAAUGGUGUUGUGUCACUUCCUGGAGACCAACCGUGACGAGUACAACCUGCUGGACAAGAACGUGAUAGAACUUGGUGCGGGAACUGGUCUGGUCUCCAUCGUUUCUUGUCUUUUAGGUGCUAAGGUCACUUGCACAGACCUCCCUGAUGUGCUCGGGAAUCUCCAGUACAACGUCACGUGCAACACAAGAGGACGGUGCAAAUACACCCCUCUGGUCACAGAGCUGGUCUGGGGCCCAGAGGUGGAGCAGAAGUUCCCCCAAAGCACACAGCAUUUCGACUACAUCCUGGCUGCAGACGUGGUGUACGCGCACCCCUACCUGGACCAGCUGUUGGACACGUUCAGCUACCUGUGUCAGCUCGACACGCAAAUCCUGUGGGCCAUGCGUUUCCGCCUGGACCCCGAGAACGGCUUUGUGGAGCGUUUUCGCCAGCGCUUCCACCUGGAGGAGCUGUACGACCUCCCCAGUCUUAGCAUCAAACUGUACCGGGCUUGGAGGAGGGACAAGAGGACCAAAGCUCAAGAAGCAGCUCCUGUCUAAGCUUACUUGAUCAUUUUGAGUUUGUUUUUCUGAGCCUGUUUACUCUUUUGGCCAACUUCAUGUGAAGAAGUGCUAGGUGAUUCUUAUGUAAAAUGAAGAUUGGCUUUAUUUGUAUGUCGUUUAAAAGUAGCGUACACUUCAUAAUAGACAAUUUAGAGUACUGUUUGUUUCUUUUUUUUUACUCCAACAAAUACAUCAAAAAA